This is a messenger RNA of Zasmidium cellare ATCC 36951, 822 nucleotides long. RefSeq lists its product as uncharacterized. Bases 1 to 822 code for a protein of 273 amino acids. Gene Ontology annotation, cellular component: SNARE complex; membrane; endomembrane system. Gene Ontology annotation, molecular function: SNAP receptor activity; SNARE binding. The transcript has a single exon. The record is from RefSeq and is a predicted model, not a curated record. Lineage: Eukaryota; Fungi; Ascomycota; Dothideomycetes; Mycosphaerellales; Mycosphaerellaceae. Gene Ontology annotation, biological process: Golgi to vacuole transport; vesicle fusion; intracellular protein transport.
AUGUCGUUUCAAGACAACCCAAACCUGGAAAGCCAGCCGACAACCUGGCGGCGUGAGGACGAUCCACAGUACACGGACGACCCGGAGUUCCAGCGCUACACCACUCAACUGUCCGACAAGCUAUUCUCCCUGACCUCGAAUAUCUCGCGCCUCUCGAACCAAAUCGCACUCUUAGGCACACGCCGCGAAACCGACCGUGUCCGCGAACGAGUCCAAGAUCUGCUGUCAGAAACAGGCGAUGGCUUCAAAGAGGUCGGCGAAGGCCUCAAGAAGGUCCAAGGAUGGCAUGACAUGGGACCCAGCCAGAAGUACACCGCAGGAAAGCUGGGAACAGAGUUUCGCGCAAGCUUGACGGAAUUUCAGAGCCUACAGAGACAAGCACUGGAGAAACAGAGGGCCAGUGCAUCAAGCGCAAGAGCCGCGAUGGAGCAGGAGGGCGUAGAAGGCGGUGCACAUGGACAAGGUGGACAGCAACAGCAACAACUGCAAGAGCAGCAGCAACUACGACUCGCAGACCAGAGUGAGGUGGACUUCCAAGAGUCGUUGAUCAUCGAGCGGGAAAGCGAGAUCAGAAACAUUGAGUCGUCGGUCUCAGAACUGAACGAGCUGUUCCGAGAUGUCGCCACGAUGGUGCACGACCAGGGUCAAUCACUCGACAUUAUCUCGGAGAAUGUCACAAGCACGAGGGACGCCACGAGGGAUGCGGAUCAACAGCUCAGGACAGCCAGCCGGCAUCAGAAGAGCGCAAGAGGGAAGGCCUGUUGCCUGUUGAUUAUUUUGGCUAUUGUCUUGGCCGUGGUGAUUUUGGCCGUAGUACUUUGA